This is a messenger RNA of Puccinia graminis f. sp. tritici CRL 75-36-700-3, 3732 nucleotides long. RefSeq names its product translation initiation factor IF-2. The record is from RefSeq and is a predicted model, not a curated record. Gene Ontology annotation, molecular function: GTP binding; translation initiation factor activity; GTPase activity. The transcript has 10 exons. The coding region runs from base 97 to 3546 and encodes 1149 amino acids. Lineage: Eukaryota; Fungi; Basidiomycota; Pucciniomycetes; Pucciniales; Pucciniaceae.
GUGUUCAAGAUCACAUCUUCAUCCCAAACAGAAAAAAAAAAAAACGGAACACAACACCAUCGAACCGGAACCAGUCAAACCACAUCGAUAAUAAUAAUGGCAGACCCGAUCCCAGACGAACCGGACAUGGACGAGCUUUACCCGGACCCUGACAAAGGGAAAAAGGCCAAGAAGAACAAAAAGAAGGGGAACAAGCCAAUUGCAGACGACCUGGAUGAGGACGAACUACUGGAGCAGGCACGAAAGGCUCGGGAAGAAGCAGAAGCGAAGAUGAAAACCGAACAGCCAUCAUCGCCGCCUUUGAACAACGAAAACGAUCAAACCCCAGAAACAAAAGGCGUAUUGUCUAAGAAGGAGAAAGAAAAACUGAAGAAAGAGAAGGAGAAGGCCAAGAAGAAAGCUCAAGCCGCAUCCAAGAAAGCCACAACAGCUGAUUCGGAUCCCAAGACCGAUGCGAUCCCACCUAAGAGUGAUCCAAUCAAGCCAUCGGUCGAAGAAGUCCCAGCCACCCCAGCUGCUGAUAACGAGGAUGGUGAGGUCGAGAAUGAAGCCCAAGCUACAGGCACGACAUCCAAAAAUAAAAAGAAGAAAAAAAAGGCUAGCGAAAAGGCUGAAGCUCCGAAGGAAGAGCCCAAAAAGAAAGUCGGGGGCAAACUGUCAGCACUUCGAGCAGCAAUGGAAGAGCGUCAAAGGUUAGAAGCUGAAGCUAAGGCCAAGGCCGAGGAGGAGGAGCGACUGAGGCAAGAAGAAGAAGAUAGACUUGAAGCUGAAGAAAAGCGCAAAGAAGAAGAAAAGGCACGGAAGAAGGAGAGAGAAAAGGCCAAAAAGGAAGAAUUGAGGAAAGCGGGUAAACUGUUGACUCCCAAGCAGAAAGCAGAGAAAGCCGCAGCUGAGCUUCGACUCAAGGCUCUUGUCGAAUCGGGCGCCGUGGUAGUGGGCAUACAAGAACGCAAUGAAACCGCUCCAUCCUCAGGUGCGAAGAAGGUGACAUAUGGAAACCGUAAAAAAGGUCCAAAGAAGGAUCCCACGACUGACUCUGUGAAGCCCGAAUCUAAACCGGAACCUGUUCCUGAUGUCAGCAAGCUUGAAAUUGCUGAAACUCCCACGCCCCCAGCCGCUAGCUCUCCCUCACCUCCGCCCCCCGAACCUCCCGUCCCCGAAGAACCAGACGUGAAGGAUGACUGGGAGGCUGAAAGUGACGAUGUGAAAGAUGAUUGGGAAGCAGGAAGUGAAGAAGACGAAAAACCGAAACCCGCCCCGGCUAAGUCGACAGGCGCCAAAUCCACAAAACCGCAGGAAGCUUCGAUUUCAUCGAAAGCCAACAAAGCUAACGAAAACAAAGCCCCACCUGCCGGCAAGGCCUCUGGAAAGCCCUCACAGGCAGCUUCCAAGUCAAGCAAACCUGAAGCACGACCAAAGGAUACAAUUGUUGGCGAUUCAAAAUCUAAACCAAGUGGCUCUAAUGCAACGGCAACGAAAAAUGCCAAAGCUGAGGCGGCUAAAGAGGCGAAAGAAUCGGAGGAAUCUGACGAGGAAUCAGAUUCGGAUUCAGAUGAUUCGGAUUCCGACUCCGGCUCCGGCUCCGACUCCGACUCUGAUUCGGAUGACUCUGACUCGGAUUCGGACGAGGAGGGACAGAAGAUGUCCACGGCUCGCAAGAUGGCCGCACAGAAAAAGGCUGAAGCUGCAGCCAGACGAAUCAAGCGUCAUGAAGAGGCGAUGGCCGCCCGGAAACCUGAAGAUAUGCGCAGUCCGAUCUGUUGUAUAUUGGGACACGUCGAUACUGGGAAAACCAAACUUCUUGAUAAGAUUCGACAAACUAACGUCCAAGAAGGUGAAGCUGGAGGAAUCACUCAACAGAUUGGAGCCACCUUCUUCCCUAUGGAAGCCAUCAAACGGAAAACUGCUGUCAUGGCGGAAAACGACCUCAAGCAAUACAAGCUUCCUGGCCUACUGAUGAUCGAUACCCCCGGACACGAGUCAUUUACGAACCUACGUAGUCGAGGAAGUUCGCUUUGCAAUAUUUCAAUAUUGGUCGUCGAUAUCAUGCACGGUCUAGAGCAGCAGACUCUUGAAUCUUUGAAGCUUCUUCGUGAUAAGAAAACUCCGUUCAUCGUUGCCCUUAACAAGAUCGAUCGUCUCUACGGUUGGACGGCCAUAAGGGAGAAUGCAUUCCGAGACUCACUUUCCAAACAAGUCCGACCUGUCCAACGAGAGUUUGAGACUCGUUUGGAAUCGGUUAUUCUUGCCUUUGCCGAACAAGGGCUGAAUGCAGUACCUUACUACGAAAAUACGAACUACUCCAAAAACGUCUCACUUGUUCCCACUUCAGCUGUCACCGGAGAGGGGGUACCUGAUCUACUGAUGCUGUUAAUCAAACUAACGCAGGAGAGGAUGUCAGAAAGAUUGAUGUACCUCUCUGAACUCGAGUGUACCGUUCUGGAGGUCAAAGUGAUCGAAGGGCUAGGGACGACGAUCGAUGUCGUUCUGUCGAAUGGAGUCCUACGAGAGGGUGACAAAAUUGUCGUUUGUGGUCUAAAUGGUCCGAUUGUCACCCAAGUUCGAGCGCUUCUUACUCCUCAACCUAUGAAGGAGUUGAGAAUCAAAGGACAAUACGUACAUCACAAGGAAGUCAAGGCUUCACUGGGGAUUAAAAUUGUGGCUCCUGAGCUUGAGAAAGCCAUUGCAGGCUCUCGUCUCCUGCUACUGACUGAGGACGAUGAUGAGGAAGAUUUGAAGGAAGAGGUGAUGGGUGACUUGACGAAUUUGAUGAGUAACAUCGAUAAAUCGGGUCGAGGUGUUUGCGUACAGGCCUCAACCUUGGGCUCCCUGGAAGCAUUACUAGAGUUCUUGAGGACGAGUAAAAUCCCAGUCUCUGGAAUCAAUAUUGGCCCCGUAUAUAAACGUGAUGUGAUGCGGGCAGGUACGAUGUUGGAGAAAGCUAAAGAGCUGGCGGUCCUAUUGGCAUUUGAUGUACCGAUUGACAAGGAUGCUGAAAAAUUAGCUGAGGAAACAGGUGUCAGGAUUUUCAAAGCCGAUAUUAUUUAUCAUUUGUUUGACGCCUUUACGGCUUACAACGCUGAUAUCAUGGAGGCCAAGAGAAUCGAUUCAGCGCCGAUCGCAGUCUGGCCAUGUCGGCUGAAGAUUAUCCAGGCUUUUACAAAGCGAGAUCCCAUCAUUGUUGGCUGUGAUAUUCUGGAAGGUACUUUGAAAGUCGGCACUCCCCUCUGUGUUGUUAAAGUUGAUCCGACCACGAAGGCGCGAACAACGAUUCCGCUGGGGAAAGUUACAUCCCUAGAGAUUAAUCACAAAUCGGUCCAGACUCUUAAACGAGAACAAGCAGGGGCAGGUGUAGCAGUCAAAAUUGAACACGCUUCCUACCAAUCAGCUAUGACUUAUGGGCGUCAAUUUGAUGACAAAGAUGAACUGAUCAGUCAAAUUAGUAGACAAUCUAUUGACGUCCUCAAGAACGUCUUUCGAGCAGAGGUUUCUAAAGAUGAAUGGGCUCUGAUCGUCAAACUCAAAAAGGAAUUGAUGAUCGAUUAGAUCAUAAUGGCUAGGGUGCCGAAACUAUUCUGGAUUCAGUUGGAUUGUAUCUGGAAACGAGUUUUGAUAUUCGAACUAUUCUCAUAGAUGUCCUUGUAUAAAUUCGUAGAUUUCCUCUUUGCCUUUUUUACCCUCACAUUCAGCAAUUGAUUGCUGUGCUGACUCACCUCGCCCCGCUGCCAUCAC